Messenger RNA from Gossypium raimondii (Peruvian cotton), 811 nucleotides. Its product is annotated as nascent polypeptide-associated complex subunit beta. The transcript has 6 exons. The record is from RefSeq and is a predicted model, not a curated record. Bases 163 to 663 code for a protein of 166 amino acids. Gene Ontology annotation, cellular component: nascent polypeptide-associated complex; cytosol. Lineage: Eukaryota; Viridiplantae; Streptophyta; Magnoliopsida; Malvales; Malvaceae.
GAGAUAAAAACCCUAAAGGCAUAAAAGUUGGAGCUUGAGGACAGGAACUUAAGCGUGCUCUUCUCACUGGGUUAAGUAAACCCUAUUUUGUCACCCUAUCUUUUCCAGCUGUAGUUGCAGUCGAAGUCGCGGCAUAUCCAGUUUAAUACUCCUACCGUAAAGAUGAACAAGGAAAGGCUCAUGAAAAUGGCUGGUGCAGUCCGCACUGGUGGGAAGGGUAGCAUGAGAAGAAAGAAGAAGGCUGUCCACAAGACAACCACCACCGACGACAAACGAUUGCAGAGCACCCUUAAGAGAAUAGGAGUGAAUGCUAUUCCUGCAAUUGAGGAAGUCAACAUAUUCAAGGAUGAUGUUGUUAUCCAGUUUAUUAAUCCCAAAGUUCAAGCUUCUAUUGCUGCGAACACCUGGGUUGUUAGUGGCUCUCCUCAGACAAAGAAAUUGCAGGAUAUUCUCCCUGGAAUCAUCAACCAGUUGGGACCUGAUAACUUGGACAACUUGAGGAAAUUGGCAGAGCAAUUCCAGAAGCAGGCACCUGGUGCUGGUGAUGGUACCGGUACUGGUGCAGUUGUCACUCAGGAAGAGGAUGAUGAGGAGGUACCAGAUCUUGUUCCUGGUGAGACUUUUGAAGCUGCAGCAGAAGAAGGGCAAGAUACUGCUAAAUAGUGUUUUUCUCUUUAAUUUUAUUGUGAUAUGUUUUGGUGGUUUUUGGUGCGCUUACCUUGUACUCUUAAUGGUUUGGUUCAGAGUAAACCAUUUUGUUUUCUAGAAUUCCUAUUAUUAUUGGCAAUGGAUUAGAUGCAUUUUUCCCAAA